GCCACUUUUACGGACAAGGCUGCUGUGGACGACGUGCGUGCUUGCGUGCGUGUAUGCACAAUGUACUGUAGGCAGUAGUGAGGGGGUGAUGACAUGCGCACACAUAAUGCGCGUGACCAGAAGGAGUGGGCAUUCAAAGUAGGCUAAGCUCUGCUAUUGGUAACACACGCCCUCCCGGGACCAGUUCUGAGAGAUCCAGGAUGGAAGGUGUGCGUACUGCGGGUUCGGAGGAUUCGGUUCGACUUAUGUGACGUCUCCCAUCCGCGAGCAGGGAUCUCCUUGGAAACGGAUGGUGGCAGCCUCCCCCCUCCCUCCUCGGUUGGUGCUGAGCUUGCUGCCUGGCUUCCCACAGAAACUACUGACCGACUGGGCCGCUUUCAUUCAGCAGAUGUUUCCCGGCAGGAUGGCCCUGAGCCCCCCCAGCCCGCUGUGCGGGCCCCCAGAGGAGCUGCAGGAGCUCGCCUUCAUAGAGCGGCCGAUUCGCAGGACCCUCAAGACUGCUGAGGAGAUUGAUCAGCUGACAGUGGAUGAAGGCCUGAAUGAAGUUGAAAGAGCCGUGUACCUGCUCAGCCAGGGUCAGGAGAUGCAGAGGGCCUGCGUCAUCAGUAACUUACCCAGUCUAGUUCGCCAGAACCCUGCUGAGACAUUCCGCCGGGUUGUACCAAAGGUUCGGGAGGUCCUAAAUGGUGCAGGUGUUGAGAUCCAGCUGGCAGCAGCAGCUUCGUUUUUAACCAUCUUGCAGGAUGACAUAAUUCUGAUCCACACUCACACCUAUUCCAUUCUAAAGACUGUCCUGCAGCAACUGAACCACAGAGACACAGUGGUGAGCAGCGCCUGGUUGGAGACUCUGCUGUCAGCCAUAAAUGUUCUUCCCAAGGAAACCAUCAAACAGGAGGUGUUGAACUCUCUCAUGUAUCAGACGCAGAUGUCUCAUUUCCUUCAGGGUCGUUUGGCUGCUUGCCGUAUUUUAGGAAAAGUUGCCUCUAGGUUUAAUUGUCACAUGGUGAUGAAGGAGUUGUUGCCACUGGCUCGUUCUUUGCUUCAGGAUGUGGAACCUGAAGUCCGUGCCUGCAUGUGCAAUCACUUGGAGAGCAUUGCCAGAGCCAUUGGUGAAGACAAUUACAGGACAGAACUUUGGCCAGAGCUUGUUGAGCUUGCUGGAGAUGAGGAGAACAGUGUCCAACUGGCAAGCUUUGACACAAUCAUCAACCUGAUGGAGAUGAUAGAUGGCAAGGACCUACUUCCUGUCAUGGUUCCCAUGGUGAUGAUGGUUUGUGAGGCUGCAGCACAGGCGGAUGAAGCAGUUAUGGUGUCCCUGUCCUUCCAGUUUGGGAAGCUUUGCAAUGGAUUGGCUGGGUAUCUGUCAGAAGAGCAGAAGGGUCAACUUCUGCAGAGGUUUAGGCUCCUGUGUGUGUUAGGACUGCAAGACGAGAGCCAGCAGACAGACAGCAGCGCCCCAACUUUGAUCCGCUGCAACUGCUGCUACAAUAUGCCGGCCAUGGUGGCGUUUGCGGACUCUGCUCACUUCCUUUCCAAGCUCUACUCCUCCUUCUCUAGUCUCUGCACUGACCCUGAGGUCAGCGUCAGGCGAAGCGCCGCUGCCAGUUUUCAUCAGGUGCUGAAGCUGAUCAGCCCAAACAGCCACCUGGUGCACAAAGAGUUUCUGCUGCUGCUGCAGGACGACUCCCUGGAGGUGCUGGACGCUCUGAUGAACCACCUUGAGGAAACUCUUGAGCUGCUUCUGUUGGGAGAAGACUCCCCAAUGCUGCCAGAGCUGCUGUCGGUGCUGCUGUUAGCUGAAAAAAAAGUUGGAAGUUCCCUGCGUUGGCGGCUUCAUGAGAAGUUGCUCCAGCAAUACAGCUGCUUGGCAAGGCUGCUUUCUGGGGAGCUGCUGCAUCAGAGCUUUUCCCACCGCAUCUUCAGCCUCCUCAUCACCAACAAAGUCCUUCCAGUGCAGAAGGAGGCUGCACGAACUCUUUGCACAAUCAUGCGUUACAACCGCAAGCAGGAACAACGUCAGGAGAUGAUGGAACGUUUGAUCCAAGAUUUGGCUUUGGGUCGAAGCUAUUGGAACCGUCUUAGGUUCCUUGACGUCUGUGAAAUUGCCACAGAGAUUUUCUCAAAAAAAUACUUCAGUAAAUAUUUCCUGAUUCCAGCGCUGGAGCUUGCCCAUGACCCCAUUGCCAAUGUGAGAUACAAGCUCUGCCAGCUGCUGCCCAGGUUGCGCUUAUGUCUCUGCCUGCCAGCAGACAAACUUCUGCUGCAGAAAUUGGACUUUUGUGUUCAGAAACUUUUAUGCAGGGAAAAAGACAAAGAUGUGGUGGCCACAAUCCCGAAGACUGUGCUGGAACUGAACAAACUGGACCUGUCAGAACCUUUUCACAAGAGGCAGGAGAGGGACCUGCUGGACCUGAAGAAAAAGAAAGAAGAGACUGUCCAGCUGGAAAUGUUGGAACAGGACAGCGAUGGUAAAGUGACCUCUGACAGGCACACAGAGAGAAAGCGAAGAGACAGCAAGACCAGCCUGACUUUCACUAAGUCUGUGUCCAUCUCCUCCCCAGUAGCAGCACCACCCUCUGGUAAAGAGAGGAGGAAGCCAAAAUUGUCUCGCAGUCGUUCCCUCAGCAGUCAGCCGUCAUCAAGCAAACCUGUGAAUUCUGACAGACCACUGAAGGUCAAAGACCUAAGUGGUUCGUUUCGACUUGGGAAGUCCUCUGUGUUGGUUAGCAAAGAUGCCUCCCUGAGAACAAGUCACUUCACCAUGACAACCCAGACCACCUCCUUUAUGCCGAUUCUGGUACGAAAUGACACAAGCCUAUCAAGUGUACUGGACAGACCCAGUAUCUUGGACAGAACUACCAGCGUGGACUCCAUGAAAAGUGUGAUGGAGCACAGCAAUAGUGGUUUUUAUUCCAAAGACCACAGAACCAGUACUUUGGACCACAGAGGGCACAGAAGUAGCACUUUGGAGCAGAGCAGUAAAACAAUGGAGCGUAGCAGCGGGGUGAAGGACAGUCGGUCUAGAAAACUGAAGUCAGGCUCCUUCAGCGUCCAGUCAGGACAGGACUAAAGAGGACGGGGGUCACCAUUGCUCCACAACUACAUCAGACAGAAGCUAAAGAAAAUUACCCAAAAUCUAACGCAUCAACAGAAGACUUUAGUGUUUUCCUGCUGUUCAUCCCCUCACCGACUGUUGACUGCAGUGUUGCUGCUGCAUCAUAAACCGCCAUGUGUUUUUUUUUCUACCAUAACAAAUCCUUACAAUAAUCUUAUUGUACACAUGUGAAAAAAGAGCUCCAUAUUUUUCCAAAAUAAGACAGCAGAGUGGUCAGGUCUGACCAACUGUGUCAGGAAUGAAGUCUAUUUGAAUAAAUACUCGUGAAGUCAUGCAUGUCAGAGAAAGAUCUUAAUUUUUGAGGACAUCUAAAGCAGGCAACCAACUCCUGAGAAAUCAAACCAGCAGCUGAUUGGUGAGGUCACUGUGAUGCAUGGUUACUCCACAUUGACUUUCUGGUUCCAAUCUUCAUCAGACAGUAAAAUGCAGAGGCAGACAAUGUUCCACAAAGCUUUAAUAUCAUUAAAGCCGUCAGCAUA
Molecule: messenger RNA, 3594 nt
Organism: Oryzias latipes (Japanese medaka)
Lineage: Eukaryota; Metazoa; Chordata; Actinopteri; Beloniformes; Adrianichthyidae
Gene: ppp4r4
Product: protein phosphatase 4, regulatory subunit 4
Cellular component (GO): cytosol; protein serine/threonine phosphatase complex
Molecular function (GO): protein phosphatase regulator activity
Source: RefSeq, a predicted model, not a curated record